CUGAAGCUUGGUUGCAUGCAUGUUAUAUUGAAAGUGGUCCGAAAUCCGAAGACAAUACCAUUAUUACUAACUCCUGUAUUCGUAUUGUUGGUUUCAAUUUUGUCCGUUAGUUGUAAUCCAUAAGAAUUAAAUUUGGUAGAAACAAGUCGUUCAAUCAUGACAUCAACACUAUCUGCUGUAAAUGAUAAUCAUGUUACAGCACAAUCAACUCCAUCAUCAUCAUCAUUACAACAGAAACAACAACCACCAAAUGAUUCUGAUGAUCUACUUGAAGAUAUGCUCAAUGAUGGUCAAAAUUCCAAUCAUCAAAAUAUAGAAUCAGAUGCACAUGGUGAUGGUGGUGGUCAUGAAGAUAAUGAUGUUGGUGGAACAGGCGAUGAUGAAGAAUUAGAAGUUAUAAGAGCUCGCGUUCGAGAGAUGGAAGAAGAAGCGGAAAAGCUAAAACAAAUGCAAGAUGAUAUUACCUCACAGAUAAGCAAUACUGGCUCAAGUAAGGAUCAAUUUAUGUUUUUUUCGAUUCCAAUAAUUCAUUCUACUUUUUCAGAUGAUCAUUCAACCUUAUCUCCCGAAGAACGGGCUGAGAUAGAUAGUCGGUCCAUUUAUGUCGGAAACGUUGAUUAUACGGCUACUGCCGAUGAUCUCGAAAAACAUUUCCAUGGUUGUGGUUCAAUCAAUCGUGUGACCAUUCUGUGUGAUAGAUUUACUGGACAUCCAAAAGGAUAUGCUUACAUAGAAUUUGCUGACAAAGAUUCAGUGGAGACGGCUACAGCUCUCGACGAAUCCCUAUUCAAGGGUCGUCAAAUAAAGGUGAAUGCCAAACGAACUAAUCGUCCGGGAUUAUCGACCACAAAUCGUCCACCACGUGGUCGAGGUCUAAUGGGACGUGGUCGUGGUGGUUUUUUUCCUCGUGGAGGUGGCGGUGGUAGUCCAUGGAUACGUGGUGGUGGCCGUGGUGGUCGGGGAUUCAGAUCCCGUACUGGCUGGUAUGGCUAUUCACCAUAUUGAUGAAAAUUCAUGAAAAUCUAAACCAACCGACAACGAAACGAAACACACCACCCAUAUAUGCAUCGAAACGUGCUGUUUAUCAAUUCAUUUGAUACGUUCAUUCAUUGUCAUCGUCAUCAUUCUUAUGAUUUACAUUCUAAUGGCCAUCGAUUUAUGAAUAAGCCACGAUAGGAUCAUUAUAUAAUUUUUUUUUCGAUUCACCAAAUACAUUAUAUCCAAUAAAAACCACAUUGGAUCAUCCAAAUAUAAAAAAACAAAACAAAACAAAAAAAAAUAUCACCCAUACCAUAAUAUACUCAAAUUUAUAGUGAAAAUUAUCAAAAAAAAAUUACAUAGACGAAUAGCCAAACAAUAAACGUCUUUGUUUAUAUAUGUAA
Molecule: messenger RNA, 1382 nt
Organism: Dermatophagoides farinae (American house dust mite)
Lineage: Eukaryota; Metazoa; Arthropoda; Arachnida; Sarcoptiformes; Pyroglyphidae
Product: polyadenylate-binding protein 2
Cellular component (GO): nucleus
Molecular function (GO): poly(A) binding
Source: RefSeq, a predicted model, not a curated record